UCCGCCACAACUGCUGAAGCUGUUGUGUUGAAGAAGACCGAAACGUCGGCUGCAUUUUCCUCUCCGAUAUAAAACUAACACGGAAACAAUCGGUUCACACGAAGCCAGUGAGGUUAGAGGGGGAACGACAAGCGCUAAAGGAUUUUGUGUUCUUCCAAAAUGCCAUCCCGGUUGGUCAGAGACAAAUGAUCGGGUUUUAUGGCACCAUCCCUAAUCCCCCUCCCCUGUAACCUGAAACGUCUGGCAAGUUUUUACGGAAUAUGGUAGAAAGCGUCGUUUGAGCGGGAAUGGGCCAAAUCUCGUUUUGGCUGGCAUACCGCAGACAGAAGAAGGCCAACAUCGUCCAACUAUAAAGGACAAUUUAAAUUAGACUAACAUCCGUCCUAAAUGCGACGGGAAGUUGGUCGAAAAGAGCGGAAACGUGUUUGAGCCUCAUAGCGGCACUGCGCAUCACCGUCAGGGGGCUUUCGCAGCGUUUCGCCUGGAAACUGUCCACGUUUACACGUAACGCUGCAGACAGCGAUGCAAAUCUGUCGCUCCGGGUUUUUUGCUUCCCGAGUGCGCGUCAUCAGUCGUCCCAUUCGGACAUAGCCCUUAAUGCUCCGUUUUGAAUUCACCUUUCGGUAAGAUUUGCACUCGGUCAAAAUGUUUGCGAGCCGUAUUUUCUUAACAUUCUUUCUCUGUGCGUGGUCUUCAUUUGACUGCAACCCAAACCCCCUGGGAGAUGUAGUCGUGGACAGAUACGAUGUGCCCAAAGUCUGUUUGAGAGAAGCGAAAAAUGGAGAUUAUGUACGCUAUCACUAUAAUGCCACAUUUCUCGAUGGGAAAAUAUUCGAUUCGAGUCAUCAAAAAGGAGCUACUAAAGUGGGCCUGAUGGGCGAAGGCCGGCUCAUCGCUGGGAUUGAGAAGGGGAUCCGGGGCAUGUGUGUCAAUGAGCGCCGGAAGAUCACCGUGCCCCCCCACCUGGCCUACGGCAGCACGGGUGCAGGCGAUGUCAUUCCCCCAGACACAACCUUGGUGUUUGACCUGCAUCUGGUGGACCUGUGGAACAAGGCCGACCUGGUCGUCACCAAAUCCAUCAGUACUCCCAAGGACUGCAGACGAUCUGUGAUGCGCACCGACUUUGUGCGCUACCAUUACAACGGCACUCUCCUUGAUGGCUCGGUCUUCGACUCAAGCUACGUCAGGGAGCAGACCACUGACUCUUUAGUGGGUGAAGGAUGGCUGAUCAAGGGCAUGGAUGAGGGUCUCCUGGGCAUGUGCGUGGGAGAGAUCCGAAAUAUUGUCAUCCCGCCCUUUAAAGCUUACGGUGAAAAGGGAUUGGGCACAGAGAUUCCAUCACAGGCCACCCUGGUGUUUGAUGUCCUAUUGGUGGACAUCCACAAUCCAAAAGAUAAUAUCACAGUUGAGGACCAAAUUGUUUCUGAGUCAUGCAAACGCAGGUCUGUGGUUGGGGACUACGUCCGGUACCACUACAAUGGUACCUUCCUGAACGGAGUCACCUUUGACACCAGCUACCAGAGAAACAGCACAUAUAACACCUACAUCGGGAUGGGUUACGUCAUCGCCGGGAUGGACCAGGCUCUGCUGGGGGUCUGUGUUGGGGAGAGGAGGAGGGUCAUUAUCCCACCACACCUGGCCUACGGAGAGCAAGGAGCAGGCAAGGACAUCCCUGCUUCAGCUGUGCUGGUGUUUGACAUGCACAUCAUCGACUUCCACAACCCCAAGGACCCAGUGGAGAUCCAGGUCACCUUCAGACCUGAGGUCUGCAACGAGACCAGUGACGUAAACGACCUGAUCGAAUAUCACUACAAUUGUUCUCUUAUGGACGGCACCUUGCUCUUCUCCUCGGGGCACUAUGAUAAUAUGCAGGAAGCAGUGCUGGGCGCCGACAAAGUGAUUGAUGGGCUGGACGAAGGCUUGAGGGGCAUGUGUGUGGGAGAGAAGAGGGUGAUCACUGUGCCACCUCACCUGGGUCACGGAGAGAGAGGAGCUCCUGGUGUGCCAGGCAGUGCUGUGUUGGUGUUCGAGUUGGAGCUGGUAAGUUUUCAGAGGGGCGUUCCACCUGGCUACCUGUUUGUAUGGCUGGAUGAUGUCCCCGCUGACUUAUUUGAGGCCCUAGAUGUGGACAAGAACCAACAAGUCCCACUGGAGGAGUUUGGAGAGUUCAUCAAGAGGCAGCUGGCAGAGGGCAAGGGUCGCAUGAAGCCUGGAAUGGCCCCUGAGGCGGUUAUCGCCGACAUGUUCAAUAACCAGGACCGAAACAAAGACGGCAUCAUCACGCCUGACGAACUUAAAUUGAAGGUGGAAGAGGACAAGGAAAGAGAACAGGCGAGACAUGAGGAAUUGUGAUGAGAAGCACACACACACACACACACACACUAGGGGUGCAACGGAUCACAAAACCCACGGUUCGGGUCGUGAUUUUGAGUCACGGAUCAGCAACAAACAAAAAAAAAGAAAAGAAAAAAAGAAAAAGCAAGGAACUUUUGCCCAUGGUCUUAAAUGAAAACAACAUUCAGGGUGAUGUCGUGUCAAAUGGGUGGCCAUGCUUGAUGUAGUUCCAUUCUCAUAUGGCUUUUUCAUGGCACAAUGCCUACACACAUCGCAACGGUUUUGUCCACCACCCUUCUUCCAUCAAUAUAUUUUACAGGGAAGCCAAAGUGCUCCCAUUUAAAUGAUGCAGGAGGCUUUUCAAGUUCUUCCGCUAGCCAUGACUGUUACUGCACUUUUUGCAACGUGAUUCGUUGGGAUUCAACAUGCCCUCUCUUCACGUGAACACACAAUGGCUGUUUUUUGUUUUAUCAACCAAUCAUUCUACUUCAGAGUAAAAUACAGUACGCAUCGGUCUUGUCUAUCUUUUCACUUCAACUCUGCAUUGAGAUUUAAGUAAUUAUUGCUUUAAAAAGUAAGUGCCAGUAAAACUGUAUUUUACUAUGAUGGUUAAAUUUUGCAAUUAAUCUGCAGUUCACAUGCGUGCCGAACCGUGAAGGGCGAUCCAUACAGAUCGACUACGUUCCGUUACACCAAUAACACACUCUCAGGGACAGACCCAAACGUCUUAAAAACGUUUCACGAGAGACUUUUUCCAAACGUUAUGUUUUAAUAUUUUGAAUACAUAUUUCCAAUAUUUUGAUACCAUUUUUAAAAUGGCCAGAAAAUAGUGCAAAGGAAACGGAAACUUUGAAAUCAUCCCAUUGUGUGCCUGAAAUGCGACUUUAUCAGAUGAAACCAAAGCAACUGCCAUUGACUUGGAACUAAUCUUCCAAGUAUAUGCACCUUUAUUUUUGCCCUGAUGUUUGCACGGAACAAAACGUUUGAAAGAAAACUUUUUUUUGCUGUUGUCCAAGUCUUUCACAGUAUUUGUCAUUUCAAUUAAUCUGUUUGACAGUUGAAAAAACAUUUGUGACCAGUAGCUUUUGUAUGAAUCCUGUGCUGAAAUUAAUUAAAAAGCUAUAUGGAGUUGCUCUCCAGUUCCAUCUCUUCAUUAAUAAACAAUUUCUUGUGUAAGUUGGCAUACAGGGGUAACUUGCAGUUAAAGGGAUGGUUUAGAUUUUUAAAUACCCAGUACAACUUUGAAAUAAACUGGUCAAAGUGGUUUGCAUAUGUCAAAAAUGCUAGUUCAACUCUGCAGGGUUCAAAAUCCAUCCAUCCAUUAUCCAACCCGCUUAUCCUGCUCUCAGGGUCGUGGGGAUGCUGGAGCCUAUCCCAGCAGUCAUAGGGCGGCAGGCGGAUGUCUCCUCUCAAAACAAUAUUGAAGUCCCUUUGCAAGGUUAACUGCCGUCAAAGAGCCAUUUGAAUUUUGUUUGGACCUAAAUGACUCUCAGGCAAAGUGUGGAAUCAGACAGGAUACUUAAAACGUGAACCAUCCCUUUCAACGUAACAGCAUAAAAGCAAGCAAUUAGUGAAUACGUCUUUUCCUUAAGUAUCACAGCAAUAACUCUGCUUAUAUUCAUUCAUAUCCUUGUUAUAUUUUGUUAAUAGCAGCAGCUGUGUCAGAGUCAUUCUGAAAGUGGUGUGGGGGGAAAAAGGUCACCUAAUCAUAAUUAUCUUAUGUUAAGUUGCACGCUUUCGCCCUGCCCUAUUGCCAAUUGGAUAAAAUAAGCUGUUAACAAAUUCUAAUAAAGAGCCACAGAAAGGAAGGAAAAAAAAACAAAACCCCAGAAGCACCACUGGCUACUGCACAAGUAAAUGGUACAGUACUUAUGAAAUCAAAUAGUUAAAAAUGUGAGUG
This is a messenger RNA of Lampris incognitus (smalleye Pacific opah), 4234 nucleotides long. It is a transcript of the gene fkbp10b, whose product is annotated as FKBP prolyl isomerase 10b. Lineage: Eukaryota; Metazoa; Chordata; Actinopteri; Lampriformes; Lampridae. The record is from RefSeq and is a predicted model, not a curated record. Bases 646 to 2352 code for a protein of 568 amino acids. The transcript is spliced from 10 exons. Gene Ontology annotation, molecular function: calcium ion binding; peptidyl-prolyl cis-trans isomerase activity.